Pelobates fuscus (common spadefoot toad) is the source of this 1786-nucleotide messenger RNA. RefSeq names its product solute carrier family 25 member 10 (gene SLC25A10). The transcript has 11 exons. NCBI's taxonomy places the organism in Eukaryota, Metazoa, Chordata, Amphibia, Anura, Pelobatidae. Gene Ontology annotation, molecular function: malate transmembrane transporter activity; oxaloacetate transmembrane transporter activity; sulfate transmembrane transporter activity. Gene Ontology annotation, biological process: succinate transmembrane transport; oxaloacetate transport; phosphate ion transmembrane transport. The record is from RefSeq and is a predicted model, not a curated record. Bases 46 to 906 code for a protein of 286 amino acids.
CUCUCAGUACGGACUCCCGGCCCGGUGAGUGUCAGAGCGGCGGACAUGGCGGAGCGGAGGGUCUCCCGCUGGUAUUUCGGGGGCCUGGCCUCGUGCGGGGCUGCCUGCUGCACCCACCCGCUGGACCUCAUCAAGGUCCAUCUGCAAACUCAGCAGGAGGUGAAAAUGCGUAUGACUGGGAUGGCGAUCAGCGUGAUCCGAAAUGACGGUUUCUUUGCACUUUAUAACGGUCUAAGCGCGUCGCUCUUCAGACAGAUCACCUAUUCCAUGACGCGCUUCGCGAUCUAUGAGACUGUGAGAGACCGUCUAGCCCAGGACAGCAAAGGCCCACUUCCUUUCUAUCAGAAGGUGCUUCUAGGAGCAUUUGGGGGAUUUACUGGUGGAUUUGUGGGGACCCCAGCAGAUAUGGUGAACGUCCGGAUGCAGAAUGACAUGAAACUUCCAGCACAUCUGAGACGCAACUAUGCUCAUGCCCUGGAUGGGAUGGUACGAGUCAUACGCGAAGAGGGCUUCAGGAAGUUAUUCUCCGGGGCUACGAUGGCUUCCAGCCGUGGUGCUCUUGUGACGGUGGGGCAGUUGGCGUGCUAUGAUCAGGCAAAACAGCUGGUUCUGACCACAGGCUUCCUGACUGAUAAUAUAUUCACCCACUUCUUGGCUAGCUCCAUUGCGGGAGGAUGUGCCACAUUCCUGUGCCAGCCGCUCGACGUCAUGAAGACGCGACUAAUGAAUUCCAAGGGCGAAUACAGAGGAGUUGCUCACUGUGCUUUGGAAACUGCUAAACUGGGACCGCUGGCUUUCUACAAGGGUCUUGUACCAGCUGGGAUCCGACUCGUUCCACAUACUGUUCUAACUUUCGUGUUCUUGGAGCAGCUGAGAAAGUACUUUGGGAUCCGGGUCCCUGCGUAGCGUCCGUUUGGGGCGCAGGACGUCCAUCUUUAAAUCGUAACUACGGAGUAGAUCACUGGGACCACCUGUAACUCCCUGUAAUCACAGCUGCUUUGGGGGCUCAAGCUGGGCCAUCGGGGACUCCACUGGGACAAGUGGGAAAGUCAGUGUUAAACUGGAAUCCAGCCACGAUGAAUAAUGCAGUUAUCCCUUUAACCCCCAGCAACCCCUAAUUCACAGAUUGCUGGGGAAUAAACCAUGUUCAAAGUAGAUAUCUAAUCAUGACCUAUUGUAAACUGAAAAUUAUGGAUAAAAUGCAAACUUAAUAAAAAGUGAUUCUUUAGCUUGCAGAUGUUAACCACAGAUACACAAAAUAAAUUAACAGAAAGGUGUUGGAUCUGCUUAUAGCUAUAAAAACCUUGGGGUGGGGGGGUGAAGAAAACUGUGAAGCCGGCUAAUGGUAAAGAAAAUCCAUUUUGGACAAGUAAAAUGCUGAUUCUUUUCCCUUUAAACUCUAGAAACGUUCGGAACCUUUACACUUAGAUUGAUAUUACUCAGGUUUCUCUCUUAGUAUUUUAGGUUCGUAACAUUUUAGUUUUUAACCUUUUUGUGUUGGUGUGAGUACCACUCCACGUUCUGUGCUUUUGGAACCAUGCUGCCCCACACCACUGACACAGCCACAUUUUACAAAAAUUGCUUUAAUUGUCUGAUCGUUUUAAUGUUGUGUAAUUUUUUUUUUAAUGUAAUGAAUACAAAUAAUGGACAUAGUUUAUUGAUAAUGGAGUAACACUUUCAGGCGACUUCCUGAUGUGAUGUCAUAGAUAUAAUAUGAAACGUAUUUGUAAAUUAGAAAACAAAAUGUGAAGAAUUGUGCCUAAUAAACAUUAAAAUGAAUAAAACU